AUGGGUGUUGGAAGAUAUGUCUGCGUGGCUCUGCCAUUCAUAUUGACAGUAGGCAGCAUCAUUUCUAUGCUGAUUGCUGGUCUCACCGGUGUCACCAACAACGGUCUAUUCAUUUUCGAAAUCGAUACUAGGAACGUUACUAUCGAUGCCGAAACCCUUCAAAGCCUCAUCGGCAACAUUACCGCCGCAAGCAUCUCGGAUCAGGUUGACGAAGCUGUAAACAGCGGCCAAAAGGCUAUUAGCCAAAAUGUUCAUAAUCCCUUGAAUCAGCACAACACCCGCUCUCCAGCCCCGCAAGAUACCUCAGAUAUCUCCAGCAUCGUCAGCAGUCUUACCGGUUCCGGUGACAACAUCACCGCCGCUGAACUCGGUAUCGAUAAGAUCUACCAGUUUACUCUAUGGAACUACUGUUCCACAACAUCCGACGGUGCCAAGAACUGCACUAAGGCCAAGUUCAACUGGGCUGAAGAGGAUCUCAACACCUCGUGGGUUGAUGAAUUUGGCAAUCAGCUUGGUGGUGCUAACAUCACCAUUCCCGAUGAGGUGAACGACACCUUGAGCACUUUCAAGACCCUCAUCAAGUGGACCGAGGUUGUCUACGUCAUUGCUAUGAUUGGCCUUGGUCUGGAGUUAGUCGUUGGUCUGUUCACCGCCUGCUCUCGCCUGGUCUCAUGCCUAACUUGGGUCAUUUCUGGUAUUGCUACUGCCUUCGUUAUCGCUGCUGCAUCUAUGAUGACUGCGCUAGCUGUUAUCGUGGUCGGUGUAACGAAGGGCGCCACGUCGAAAUACGGUGGAGACGCCAGCUGGAACAACAACUUCUUGGCUUGCGUCUGGAUUGGUGUUGCUUUCGCGCUCGGUGCUAGCUUCUUCUGGCUCUUCUCCAUCUGCUGCUGCAAGCCCGAGAACCGUCCCUACAACCGACGAUCGGGACACGGUGCCGAGGGUGAGAAGUUCAUUCCCAAUGGCUCAUACGCGCCGCUCGGUGAAAACCGCAACUCCGGAUACAACUACGGUGCCCCGCAGCGUGGUGGUGCCCGCUCGGAUCUGGCCUACGAGCCCUACUCUCACGCCCGUUAA
Messenger RNA from Daldinia childiae, 1077 nucleotides. Its product is annotated as putative integral membrane protein. Lineage: Eukaryota; Fungi; Ascomycota; Sordariomycetes; Xylariales; Hypoxylaceae. The record is from RefSeq and is a predicted model, not a curated record. The coding region runs from base 1 to 1077 and encodes 358 amino acids. Gene Ontology annotation, biological process: fungal-type cell wall organization. Gene Ontology annotation, cellular component: cell cortex of cell tip; plasma membrane. The transcript has a single exon.